ACCGUAGAAACUUCAGACGCUCCCUGGAGACUAGACAGCUGUGAGGACACACGGGGCUAAUCUGCAGGGAGACGGCCAUGCCCAUGAGUGUAUGAGCAGGGAUUAACUCAUACAUCUGGUCAGCAGAGGGGAGGAGGACAAUGCCUAAAGGACGGCUGUGCAAUCCUCCAACUGAAAAGGAGGGGAUCUGGUUCCCCCACAUUGAUGUCAAUAAUAAACUGCCGAUGAGCAGCACCGAGGAGACGCUUCACCGGGCGAGAACAGCUCCAUGGAGAGAGGCCAGACUGCCCCAUCUGUGCAGCACCCGUGACAGGAAUGAACUGCAGAAUGGCUUCCCUUUCUCUGCACAUGACAACAGGAACCUGACCCAGGGGGCCGGAGAAUACCUGGAUUCUGGUCUUGGACGAAAAAAAACUCCAGUUGAAAGACGACAGCACAGUUCUCGAAACUUUAACCUUUCAUGCCACGACCAACCGCCUCGAGUGACAAGUUACUGGGACGGUUUUACAAAUCAUCAAACUUCUUACAGAGGAGGGCAAGACACAGAGAGGCCGUUCUGUAGAAGAUAUCCCAAACACCACCAUGAGAGGUCCGCUUACAUGAGGGACGUCCCCGAGAACCGUUUUAUGUGGUUUGCAGAUUACUGCAGUGUUUAGUGAUGAGGCCUAAAAGGAGAUCAAGGAUGUGAUAUACAAUACAACCGCUAUAGGAUAUAGAUAUCAUUACUGGGAAAUAAACUAUA
Messenger RNA from Bufo bufo (common toad), 742 nucleotides. It is a transcript of the gene TEX36, whose product is annotated as testis expressed 36. The record is from RefSeq and is a predicted model, not a curated record. Lineage: Eukaryota; Metazoa; Chordata; Amphibia; Anura; Bufonidae. The transcript is spliced from 4 exons. The coding region runs from base 141 to 656 and encodes 171 amino acids.